AUGACGACCCAAAAACGCACCCUCGAAUUGGGCAACGUGCUCGUGGUUGGCGGGUGUGGCUUCCUGGGCUGGCACAUUGUCGAUCAUCUGUUGAACUUCCCCUCGGAGACGGAUCCUAGCAGCGAGCUCCCGAAGCCCAAAGACGAUGCUCGUUUCGAAUACCCUACCCUGGGCUCAAGAUACCCCGCAUACAAGGCUACUGUGUCGGUAGUGGAUCUUCGUACAACACACAAUCGUCUGCCCGGCGCGACUUAUUAUGACGGCGAUAUCACCUCCGUCGAGUCCAUGAUGAAGGUGUUUGAAGCCGUGAAGCCGGACCUCGUCAUCCACACCGCGACUCCGUCCGUCCUCGGCGCCAGCAAACAACUUCUUUACAAGGUCAAUGUGGAGGGUACUCGGACACUUCUCCAGGUUGCCGGCGGCGAGCACGGUAACUGGGGCGGCAAGUGCAAGGCAUUUGUCUAUACCAGCUCUAGCUCCGUCGUGCACGACACGCAGAGUGAUUUGAAGAAUGUGAAUGAGGAGUGGCCGCUUGUCCGAGGCCGUCUGCAAAUGGAGUAUUACUCUGAGACCAAGGCCGACGCCGAAGAAAUUGUUCUGAAAUACAACCGUCAAUCUCCCACGGAAAUGGUGACCUGCGCCGUUCGUCCAGCAGGCAUUUUCGGUGAAAAGGACACAACCGUGACACACAACAUCCUCGAUCACGGAUUCAAAGCCUCACAGGCCGUUCUGAACAUGCAGCUCGGUGAUAACGACAACCUCUUCGAUUUCACCUACGUCGGUAAUAUCGCCUACGCGCACAUGCUCGCCGGCCACCGGUUACUGGCGACCUACGCACGGUACGAGAGCGGCCAGGGCGGGCCCCUGGAACACGAGCGCGUGGACGGCGAAGCCUUCAAUAUUACCAACGACUCACCCGUCUACUUUUGGGAUUUGACCCGUUCAAUGUGGGCGCUGAUUGAUCGUAUUGUCGAGCCGCAGCAGGUGUGGGCGCUGCCGGAAGGUUUGCUGGACGUCGUGGGCGGAUUGGCCGAGGGAGUCAUGGGCCUGUUUGGCAAGACGCCGCGCUUGACGCGUCGUACGGUGCGAUUCUCCUGCAUGACCCGGUAUUUCUCUAUCGAAAAGGCCAAGUAUCGUCUCGCUUAUUUGCCUCUGGUCCCGGUUCACGAGGGCGUUGCCCGUGCCGUUGGGUACGUGGUUGGAUCGCAACUCCAGUCUAACGGCAAGAAGGCCCUGUAG
Messenger RNA from Penicillium diatomitis, 1239 nucleotides. Its product is annotated as C-3 sterol dehydrogenase/C-4 decarboxylase. The coding region runs from base 1 to 1239 and encodes 412 amino acids. The record is from RefSeq and is a predicted model, not a curated record. Gene Ontology annotation, molecular function: 3-beta-hydroxy-Delta5-steroid dehydrogenase (NAD+) activity. Gene Ontology annotation, biological process: steroid biosynthetic process. The transcript is spliced from 2 exons. NCBI's taxonomy places the organism in Eukaryota, Fungi, Ascomycota, Eurotiomycetes, Eurotiales, Aspergillaceae.